Penicillium concentricum is the source of this 2757-nucleotide messenger RNA. Its product is annotated as UDP-N-acetylglucosamine diphosphorylase. Gene Ontology annotation, molecular function: peptidyl-prolyl cis-trans isomerase activity; uridylyltransferase activity; RNA binding. The coding region runs from base 1 to 2757 and encodes 918 amino acids. The transcript has 8 exons. Gene Ontology annotation, cellular component: nucleus. Gene Ontology annotation, biological process: protein peptidyl-prolyl isomerization. The record is from RefSeq and is a predicted model, not a curated record. Lineage: Eukaryota; Fungi; Ascomycota; Eurotiomycetes; Eurotiales; Aspergillaceae.
AUGAGCGCGCUUUUAGAGACCUCCCUGGGCGAUAUCGUAAUUGACCUGUUGGUCGAUGAUGCACCCAAGGCGUGUGACAACUUCUUGAAGCUAUGCAAGCUCAAGUACUACAAUUUCUCGCCCAUCCACAGCGUCCAAAAGAAUUUUACCUUCCAGACCGGCGACCCGCUCGGCCCUGAUGCACCUGAAAGUGAUGGAGGAUCUUCAGUAUGGGGUCUGCUGGACGGACCGUCGAAACGAACAUUUCCACUCCAGGUGUCGCGCAAGUUGAAACACUUGGAACGCGGCACGGUGAGCAUGGCGACGGUACCGGCCAAGAACGACCCCGACCAACGGAUAGCCGCCAGUCAAUUCAUCAUUACACUUGGAGACAAUCUGGAUUAUUUAGAUGGCAAGGCUGUGAUUUUCGGCAAGGUCGUCGAGGGCUUUGAUGUCCUGGAGAAAAUCAAUGACUCUUUUAUUGACGACCGAGGUCGACCGCUGAAGGAUAUUCGCAUUCGUCACACCACUGUCCUUGACGAUCCCUUCGAUGACCCGCCAAAUCUGGUUGAACCACCUGAAAGCCCGCUGCCCUCCAAAGCCCAAUUGGCCACGGUCAGAAUCGCGGACGAUGAGGACUUGGAUGAUGAUAUGGAUGAAGAGGCUAUGGAUAAGCUCCGUCGCGAGCGUGAGGCUCGCGCCCAGGCGCUGACAUUGGAAAUGGUUGGAGAUCUGCCGUUCGCCGACGUCAAGCCACCAGAGAAUAUUCUUUUUGUCUGCAAGCUCAACCCGGUCACACAAGAUGAGGAUCUGAAUCUUAUUUUCAGCCGCUUUGGAACGAUCUUGUCUUGCGAGGUCAUUCGGGACAAGCGCACUGGCGACAGUCUACAAUAUGCUUUUAUUGAAUUCGAGGAACAGAAGGACUGUGAACAGGCCUAUUUCAAGAUGCAGGGUGUCUUGAUUGAUGACCACCGGAUCCAUGUGGAUUUCUCACAGAGUGUAUCCAAAUUAUCCGAAAGCUGGCGCAAUUCUACUGUCACCAAACGCCGACAGAGAGGUGGAUUUGGUGGUGUUGAAGAUCUCGAAGCGAAACGCCAGUACCGAGAGCUGGAUGACGCGCCUAUUGAUGAGAAUGAUUCUAGGCCCCGUCAGAUCGUACUCGAGUUCGAGAUCGAGGAAGUCGAAGUCCUCGUCGAGAUAGAGAUCGAAACCGUCGAUACAGUCGGAGUCGGAGUCCACGACGAGAUUCACGAAAAGAAGGCCGGUACCGACGAUAAUGCUGUCUCCAAUGUUCUUGGAAAAUUCCAGGGCACCACUCCAGAGGUUCCCCGUGAACCAUCAGUGGAGGAGUUUCAAACACUACAAAAGAAAUACACAGACGCUGGACAAGGUCAUGUCUUUGCCUUUGUCGACGAAUUGACCACCGUCGAGAAGUCACAGCUCUUCCACCAGUUGUCCAACUUUGACCCCACUCGGAUCAAUGAGCUGGCCGACAAGGCCCUCAACCCUCCUCCGGUCUCAGAGGGAACCGCGACCCUCGAGCCCCUCCCCGAAGUCGCCACAGCCUCCAUUCUCGACUCCGACCCCUCAGAUAUUCAGAAAUGGUAUGAAGCCGGCCUGAAGGAGGUGGCGGCGAACAAGGUGGCCGUGGUCUUGAUGGCUGGUGGACAGGGUACCCGGCUCGGCAGUUCUGCCCCCAAGGGCUGCUUUGACAUUGGUCUGUUGAGCGAGAAAUCGCUCUUCCAGCUGCAGGCUCAGCGUAUUGCCAAGCUGCAGUCCCUCAUCGGUGGUAAGGACGUCGUCAUACCCUGGUACGUCAUGACCAGUGGGCCUACACGCAAACCCACCGAGGAGUUCUUUGAGAAGAACAACUACUUUGGUCUUGACAAGAACAAUAUUAUGGUCUUCGAGCAGGGUGUUCUGCCUUGUAUCUCCAAUGAUGGCAAGAUCCUGCUCGAGAGCAAGGGCAAGGUCGCCGUGGCUCCUGAUGGAAACGGUGGCAUCUACCAGGGACUUGUGGUCUCCGGUGUGCGCGAGGACAUGCGCCGCCGUGGUAUCGAGCACAUCCACCUCUACGGAGUGGACAACUGCCUGGUCAAGGUAGCUGACCCGGUAUUCAUUGGCUUUGCGGCCUCUAAGAACGUCGAUAUCGCGACCAAGGUGGUGCGCAAGCGCAAUGCCACCGAGUCCGUAGGCCUGAUCCUGUUGAAGAACGGCAAGCCCGACGUGGUCGAGUACUCUGAGAUUGACAAGGAAACUGCCGAGGCCAAGGACCCCAAGCAGCCCGACGUCCUCAAGUACCGUGCUGCCAACAUUGUCAACCACUACUACUCCUUCCGGUUCCUCGAGUCGAUCGAGAACUGGGCUCACCAGCUGCCCCACCACGUGGCGCGCAAGAAGAUCGCCUGUGUCGAUACUGAGACUGGUAACAUUGUCAAGCCUGAGAAGCCCAACGGCAUCAAGCUGGAGCAGUUCGUCUUCGACGUGUUCCCCAUGACACCGCUGGAGAAGUUUGCUACCCUUGAGGUGCACCGUCACGACGAGUUCUCGCCUUUGAAGAACGCCCGCGGCACUGGUGAGGACGACCCUGAUACCAGCCGUGCGGAUAUCAUGGCCCAAGGUCAGCGAUGGGUUGAGGCUGCUGGUGGUAUUGUUAUUACCGAUGGCGAGGCCGUUGGUGUUGAAGUUUCUCCUCUGAUCAGCUAUGGCGGUGAAAACCUGGAAUUCCUCAAGGGACGGGAAAUUAAGGCACCGGCUAUCCUGGAGCGGGAAGAGUAG